This is a messenger RNA of Arxiozyma heterogenica, 2439 nucleotides long. It is a transcript of the gene UBP9, whose product is annotated as putative ubiquitin-specific protease UBP9. The transcript has a single exon. Gene Ontology annotation, cellular component: cytosol; nucleus. Gene Ontology annotation, molecular function: cysteine-type deubiquitinase activity. The record is from RefSeq and is a predicted model, not a curated record. Bases 1 to 2439 code for a protein of 812 amino acids. Gene Ontology annotation, biological process: protein deubiquitination. NCBI's taxonomy places the organism in Eukaryota, Fungi, Ascomycota, Saccharomycetes, Saccharomycetales, Saccharomycetaceae.
AUGCAUUUUAAAAAGCUGUUACUUAUCAAUAAGAAGGAAGAGUAUUACAAUAGAACUAAAGAGAGUAAAGAAGUAACAUAUAAACAUACAAAUAAUGAUAUUAAACUUGAUCAUAUUAUACCAAGAACUAUAAUUGAUUCGGACAAUAUUAUCUUUACUAAAAAUUUAGAUUUGACUACAGUUAAAGGUUCAGAUUCUAAAGAACAAGAUUCUGAUUAUUAUAGUACUGAAAAAUGUUAUUUUCACUCCUCAGUUGAUCAACAAACAGUUCAUGCAUCUAUUCCAUUGUUAAAUAGUCAUUAUUUACCAUUUGGUGAUGGUUCAAAUAAAGUAUUUGGAUACGAAAAUUUUGGUAACACUUGUUACUGUAAUUCAGUUUUACAAUGUUUAUUUUAUUUAGAUUCAUUUCGUGCUAUUAUUUUAUCGUUUCCUUUGCAUUUAACUAAUGGCUUUAUUCGUGAUAGUAGUACACCUACAAAUAGUCAUAAUAAUUGCAAUAAUAAUGGUAGUGUAAAUACAUUAAGAAGACAUAGAAAGCGAAGUAUGGAUGGAAGAAAAAAAAGAUAUUUUACUAUGGAGAGUUUUCAAACUAUUAUAAAGGAAAAGGACAAGUGUCAAAAUGAUAAACAAGUAAACUGUGUUGAAUCAGACAAUAGUACUAAAGUAAAUAAGGAAAAGCCUAUAAUGAAUAAUAUUAGCGAUAAUAUAGUAGAUCAGAACCAAACUAAAUCAUCUUCAUUUAACUUUUUUUCUAAACAUAAAAAAAAUAAAAGUUUAUCUCCAGAAACAUAUAACAGUAAAGAUCCUAAUAAUAAAUCUGUUGUUAAAGAUUUAAGUGCGAAUAUAUAUGCGGAUGACAUUGGACCAGCUCACUCCACUGUUAUGAAAGCUGAUUAUGCAACUGAAAAGUUACAUGAAGGCUGUCAGAGGAUCAUUGUUGGCAGAAGUAAUUGUUUUCCAAUCACCUCCACUGAAUCAUCUUUUAUUGUAACCUCUUCUAUUUCAACAAUACGAUCUGAAAGUCAAUUAUUGACGCCAUCUUCAAAGUUAUCUGAUACAAAUAUAGAAAAAUUGUUGAAUCCCGAUCAAACUACCUUAUUAAAAGAUAAUAAUGGUAUUCGUAAUUCUGAUUUUUCCAUUAAUAAUUUUACUAGUGAAAAGAGGAAAAAAUCAGCACUGAUACAUGGUCCUAUUAUAAAUAUUGAUUAUAUGGUGAAUGUAUCGGCUAAACCAAAUAUUUAUAAUGGACUAAAAGAUAUUUUCGAAUGUAUUACUGAAAAUGAUAGGCUUACAGGGAUUGUGUCUCCAUUACAAUUUAUGCAGAUCUUAAAGAAAGAAAAUAUUUUAUUUCGAACAUCAUCCCAGCAGGAUGCACACGAAUUAUUAAGUUUUAUUCUAAAUAGCAUAGAUGACUAUUUAAAAACUAUUAAUCAUGAGGGAGGUUCUAACUAUGUACCUGCAAACUUUAUAAAUUUUAUCGAGGACCAAUUCAAAGGUUUUAUGAAAAGCACUAUAAAAUGCUUAACCUGUGACAGUAAGACAUCAAAUAUCGAAUCGUUUUUAGACUUUCCUAUUGAAUUAAUAAAUGAAGAUGAGAAUAUCAGUAUUCAAGAGUUGUUUAAUGACUACAAACAAAGCGAGUUUUUGAAGGGCUCAAAUAAAUUUUAUUGCAACCAAUGUAAUUCGCUCCAAGAAGCGGAAAGAUCUGUUACAAUAGAUAUGCUACCACAUAUUUUGAUUUUACAUUUAAAGAGGUUUGAAUAUUCUGAAGAAUUAGGAACUAAUGUAAAAUUGUUUAACAAAAUUGUUUAUCCUCUAAUUCUAGAUGUUUCUUCUAGUAUGAGUUGUGGUAAUAAAGUUUACAAAAGAUAUGAAUUAACUUCGGUUGUAGUUCAUAUGGGAGUUAGCUCAAGACAUGGACAUUAUAUAUCCAUAUGUAAAAGUUCACAGUAUGGGUGGUUAUUGUUCGAUGAUGAAACUGUAGAAUCAGUUGGAGAAAGUACGGUCCUUAAAUUUAUUGGAGAUAAAAAUAAUCAGACGACUGCAUAUGUAUUGUUUUAUAAGGAAGUAUUUGGAAACAAUUUCCAUUAUAAUGAGAAAUGUGAGAUUAGAGAUAAAUCCAGUAGUGAAGUAGAAGAAAUAGUUAGUGUAUCAGAUAUUAAGCCACAGAGUAAAGAUAAAUAUGAAAAAAGAAUUGAAAAUUUAAUAAAAAAAGAUGAUUAUAUAAGAGAGUUAGAAGAGAAAAAACUGCGAAGGUUAAACAAAGAGCAUGAGUAUAAUGAGAUAAAUGAUAUGGCAGUUCAUAAUAUAUUUAGUCACAUUUCAGAAAGAGAUUCAAACUUUAUUGUUCCACUUAACGAUAAUAAACUAGAUGAUGAUAAAAGUACACACAAGACUAAUAAGAGAAAAUCCUUAUUGGGAAGUUUUAUGAUGAAGUAA